Molecule: messenger RNA, 2773 nt
Organism: Perca fluviatilis (European perch)
Lineage: Eukaryota; Metazoa; Chordata; Actinopteri; Perciformes; Percidae
Gene: lrp10
Product: low density lipoprotein receptor-related protein 10
Cellular component (GO): plasma membrane
Molecular function (GO): protein binding
Source: RefSeq, a predicted model, not a curated record
AGUAGAUCAGAACUUAUCAACAAGAAAGGCCGACAGACAUGAUGAAGUCUUCUUGAACAAGCCUCCAAAAAUGGCGCUUCUCUGACAUUUUUUUUUUUUUUUUAACCCUUUUAAAGUCUUCAGUUUUUAUAUAGUUUCCAACAUUUUAGCGGAGAAGCAUUACCACAAUGACCGUCACUUACAACCUCUGUGCCCUCCUAGUUUUCACCAUAACAGCAUGCAGCCGUUUUAAGCCUGCCCUCUGCUCUGCCCGCUGUGGGCAUUCCCUCCAAGUCUUAGACAGUAAAGUGGGAGAGAUCACGAGUUCUGCUUACCACAGCUGGUCCUACCGCUUUGGUUCUACCUAUGACUGCUGGAUCAUCGAGGGCUCGGAAGGAGAACCUAUCGUUCUCAGCUUUUCACAGUUUUCAGUACGGUGUAGGAAGGAAUGGGUGUCUAUAAAUUCAUCAGCUGGCGGCGAGCCGCUUGUCCUUUGUGGCUCCAAGUUGCCGCAACCAAUGGAGUUCCCAGGGGGAAAUAUUACAGUGAUGCACCACUUCCUUCCGCAUCUGUUCCCUGUGUCGUCUUUUCUGUUGAACUACGCCAGAGACUCUGGUGAAUGCCCAGUAACAUCCUUUGAGUGUCUGGGGGGUCGCUGCCUUCCUCUCUCUUGGCGCUGUAAUGGCCAGGUGGAGUGUCUUGGGGAAGGUGCUGGCCUCGGCACCGAUGAACAGGGCUGUGAUGCAGAAGUGGAGACCACAGAACACCCAAAGUACGGCAGCACACAGGCAGGGGAGGAGGCCAAAGCAGAGACGUACACAGAGAAGAACCCAUAUUGGGACCCAGAUAGACAUUAUGUUGCAGAUUCUGAGGCUGAUCUGUGGCCGCUGCUGAAGGACAGGGAUGAGGAGGAAGCCCAGGUGGAUCAAGAGCAGCCUCCGAUUCACAGGGAGCUCGUGGCAGACUUCAUGGUUUCUCCUCUCCAUGACGGGCCUCAACUGUUCUGUAUCUGGACUCUGGACCCUCAGGACUCGCGGCCACUGAGGCUAGACCUGCAGCAGCUGGUGCUGGGACCCGGGGAUAGACUCACUGUGUACAACAGAGAGCAAGGCAAAGGAGAAGUUAUUAAAAUUAUCACCAGCGUCUCCAAUUACAAAUCAGUCCAAGUUGAAUCCCAUACUGGCCUGCUGUCAAUGACAUACGAGACUCUUCCUGGUUCGGAGGGGAGCGGCUUUAACGCAACGUUCCAUGUCGGGACCUACUGCCCCCCUUGGGAGGGCCGGUGUGGAGGAGCUGCGGGAGGCUGCUUUACCCAGGAGCAACGCUGCGACGGGAAAUGGGAUUGUCCCGAAACGGGGAAGGACGAGGAGGGUUGCAGGGGCUGCAGUCCGAACCAGUUUGCCUGCGGAGUGGCAGGGCAGAAAGCGGUGGCAUCCAGUCACUUUGCUGGCAGACCGGUGUGCUACCCGGUGACAGAGAGAUGCAACUACCAGCUGUACUGUGCCGAUGGCAGCGACGAGAGGGACUGCACCGUGUGUCAGCCAGGCACCUUUCAUUGUGACAGCGACAGGUGUGUGUUUGAGAGCUGGCGCUGUGACGGCCAGGUGGACUGUAAGGACGGAACAGACGAGCUCAACUGCACGGUCACCCUGCCGCGCAAGGUCAUCACCGCGGCAACAGUGGGCAGCCUUGUCUGUGGGCUUCUGCUAGUUAUUGCCAUGGGCUGCACCUGUAAACUGUACUCGCUCAGGACCAGGGAGUACAGCUUGUUUGCGCCAAUCAGCCGCCAGGAAGCGGAGCUGAUCCAGCAGCAGGCUCCUCCCUCCUACGGUCAGCUGAUUGCACAGGGUAUCAUCCCCCCAGUGGAGGACUUCCCCACAGAAAACCCCAAUGAGACCUCGUCACUUUCUCUGAGGGGAAUCCUCCAGCUCCUCCGUCAGGAUGCUGCCACCUCCCCACACCGCAGACGCAGGCCCCGAUUCAUCCGCCGGGCUGUUCGCCGCAUGAGGAGGUGGGGUCUAAUCCCCAGACCUCCGUCUAGGCCGAGUCAGGCGUCCAGCUCCAGCCAACAGCAGUCAGACGCCGCUCCCUCUGGCCAGGAACCAGCUCACUCCACUCCCACCAGCUCCUCCUCGGCUGUGGAGGCGGUUAACCAGCCGGUGCGUCAGAAACUUGGCUUGUUGGCGCAGUCGGAGCAGCAGCAGCAGCAGGAAGCACCGCUUCCUCUAUUGCCCCCACCUCCACCUCCAUACGCUCCCCCAGCUCCAAGCCCCGUCUCUCCCCACACUCCUCCUGUCCCUGUCCCCCCGAGCAGCCCCUCUCUGGCCUCCAUCUUCCACACGCUGGGCCUGAGUAUCUCCCUCUUCAGAGCCUCGCCCUCUUCCUCCUCCACCAACUCCAUGCCCCUCUCCGCCUCUCCUUCUUUCUCAUCCUCCUCUUCCUCUUCAGAUGACGAGGUACUGCUUAUCCCCCUGUCUGAAGAUACCACUUCAGAGGAUGACGUGCCCAUGCUCACCUGAAUGGCUUCCUCACCAACCCAGUAUCCCACACCCCUCCUUUAUCUCCUUUACUCACAACUGAAACCCAGUCUUUCCACAUUUGUUUGAACUAAAGCACAGGAGUGGCCCACGGCGAGACUCACCCGCACUGUGCAAGUCUGGUGCCUUUUGAAAUUGCUUUGAUUGGGAUAUGUUGACAUAUGGAAUUAAAUGUUUGACCUUUAUUUUAAUUUUUUAAAAGACCUCCUUAAAGGAACACGCCGACUUAUUGGGAAUUUAGCUUAUUCACCGUAACC